Messenger RNA from Epinephelus fuscoguttatus (brown-marbled grouper), 4184 nucleotides. It is a transcript of the gene arhgap25, whose product is annotated as Rho GTPase activating protein 25. The record is from RefSeq and is a predicted model, not a curated record. Gene Ontology annotation, biological process: phagocytosis, engulfment; activation of GTPase activity; actin filament organization. Gene Ontology annotation, molecular function: GTPase activator activity. Lineage: Eukaryota; Metazoa; Chordata; Actinopteri; Perciformes; Serranidae. The transcript has 12 exons. Gene Ontology annotation, cellular component: phagocytic cup. Bases 328 to 2226 code for a protein of 632 amino acids.
UGAAAGUCCCCUCCAGCGUUACAUGAAGCCCUGGAGCCCUGCACCUUUCAGUGAAUCAACCUGGAAGUCAUUUACACAGAUCAGAACAAGUAUGAACAUGGAAGUAAAGGCAACGUGAGGGGACGCGUUUAGAGGGGAUGAAAAAAGAAGAAGAAAGAUUAACGCACAGGAAGUAGGAAGUGUGAUCUACGAUAUCUCCAGUUUGUGUGUGUGUGUUUGAGCGUGAAUCAAUUUGUGUGUGUGCGUGUGUGUUUGUGUGUGUGUGUGCGUGUGUGUGCUCUGGUAUGUGUGAAAUGAUACGCUGACCUGUGGUAUGAUUUAAGGACAAUGUCUCUGAAACUACCUCGCAACUGGGACUUCAGCACCUUCAAGGCUGAGACAGCUCGCAUAGCGCGAUCCAGGAGUGUGAUACCUGGAGAAGGAGGCUCUGGCCCGGGCUCACCGCGCUCCCCCAGGUCCAUGGAGAGGCCGCUGAAGGCCGGCUGGCUCAAGAAACAGCAGAGGUCUUUAGUGAAGAACUGGCAGCAGCGUUAUUUUGUGCUGAGAGGAAGCACUCUGACCUACCACAAAGAUGACAAGGAGACAACUGUCCAGGGAGUCAUCCAGCUGCGGUUCAGUAAAGUUAAUGAACUCCCCCCGAACUCAGACGACCCCGGGAAGUACCUCUUCGAGAUCAUACCACGUGCAACUGGAGACAGAGAGCGAUGUCCCUAUGUGUUCAUGGCAAACUCCCAGAGCGACAUGGAGGAGUGGGUCCGCACUCUGCGCAGGGUCAUUGGAGUACCAACAAGUGGAGCCUGUCUAAAGCCAGCAGCUGCUCAGCUUAACUCGGGACAAACAAAGAUGGAAGCCAGGAAUGUUUGGAAAGAGUUCAUCAAAGAACAUGGCCUAGAUGAGGAAGGCAUCUUCCGUCUCCCGGGUCAGGACAAUGCUGUGAAACAGUUCAGAGACGCCUUUGAUGCAGGAGAGAGGCCCUCUUUCCCCAGUGACACAGAUGUCCACACAGUGGCGUCGCUGCUCAAGCUCUACCUGCGUGAGCUUCCUGAGCCUGUGGUGCCCUGGACUCAGUACCAAGACUUCCUGGACUGCACCAACCUGCUGGACCCCAGCAGUUCAGAGGGUUUGGAAAAACUGGAGAAACAAAUUGCUCUUCUUCCCAGAAACAACUACAAUCUUCUCAGUUAUGUCUGUCGGUUUUUGUUUGAGGUGCAGCUGCACUCCAAGGUGAAUAAGAUGAAUGUGGAGAACUUGGCUACAGUGAUGGGGAUCAACCUGCUUAAACCUCAAAUAGAAGAUCCCAUCACUGUGAUGAAGGCAACGCCUCAGAUCCAGAAACUGAUGACAGUGAUGAUCAGACAGCAUGAGACUCUGUUUCCUCUGUCUAAAGACGUGUUGCCCCCCCCUCCCUUAAACAAGGCUGAAAGCCAGAAGAACACUCCCAGAAGCUUUGUGGGCUGGGAGUCUGCAGAGAUGGGUGAUGCAUCUCUGUCUGAGUCUCCAGAAGAGGAGGAGGACAACGACAGUCCAGGUCCAAGGAGAGGAAACAGCAGCCCCCAAAGCAUCCCUCGGGAACCUUGCUCACCUUCCACACCUUCCACAGACGACUGGCUUGGAAGUCCCCGCAAACGCACCCAGACCCUACCCACCUUCAACUGCCCCCUCACCGGAAUGGCAGCCAAGGCAGACGCCCUCAGCCGGUGGAGUCACAUCCAGGAGAGUGUGGAGGAGAAGAGUGGGACAUUAUCAGAAGACAUUUUUAAGAUCCUAGACCUCCGGAGUUCAGGCUCAUUGUUUGGGGGGUCUCAGAUGAGUAACAAGGAGGGAGAGGAUAGGUUAACAGCCCGAAGAGGAAGUGACAACACAGGUUCUACUACUAGUGGCUCCCAAAAACCUGACAGCGACUCCUGGACUGCCCAGGCGCUGGCUCGUCAAAAGAGUGCAGGGAACCUGACAGUGAGCAGUUCACUCCAGCAGGUCAACAGCAGGUCUGAGCAGAAGACAGACAAUCAACCGCUUGUAGACAGUCUGCAGCAGGAGAACAAGGAGCUGAAGGCCACAGUGGCAGAGCUCCAGUCUGCUCUGGAGGCAGAACGCCGCCGUGUGGCUGCUCUUGAGAUCUGCCUGAGAAAUGCUGAGCGCAGCCGCGAUGAGGCCCAGAAACGCAACGAGGAGCUGCAGAGAGACAUUCAGCAGUUCCUCACCAAAGCGCCACAAACUCCCACCUAACAGUAAUUCUCAGACUCACUAGUAUAUGGAUUUAUGAGUCCGUUAACCUCAACAGAGUUAUUUCAGCGUGAACUGGUAAUGGAAUAUACUAUUGUCCCCCAGUGGGAUGACACUGGCUUGUUUCCAUCUGAACUCUGUUUGGUCCUCAAUAUUAAUUAUUGGCUCAUUUAUUUGUGCCUGUGAGAAAGUGUGUCAAGAAGAGAUCUAAAUAGGCUUUCAUAUCACUAUUGACAUUAAAGACUUAAACAGAUUGUUCCUUCCUGCUGCAGAAGUCAUGUCACCGUAUUUAAACUGCCUUGAUCUGGUGUGUCCAAAGAAUUGCAAGGCCGGACAACAUCAGCACAGAAUGAACCCUUUGUUUAAAGAUUAUCUGGACUCAGUAUUGUUAAUGGUGGGCAGUACAAAUACUGUGUGUCAUACAUGGAGUGAGUAGUCCAUUAUCUGAUGUUCCAUUUAAAUGGUAAAUUAAUAAAACAGUGCACAUUUAAGAGUUUUUGUUGAUGCAUAAAAUAAUCUUACACCAACAUAUUUACAACAGCAACACAUCAAUUACCUUAAGUAUUUGUGCAUCAUUGCUGAAAACAGUGGUGACUGCCUUUAAGAUACCAAUAGAUUGCUUAUGUACAUGGGAAGAAAAAAGCAAAUAUAAAGGCCACGCCCUGUCAGGGACAUGAAAAAGAGAUACAGGCCUGAAAGCAGUGGACAUUGUACAUGGUGGUAGAACCUGCGGGCAGGGUCAAACUAUUACAUCAGGUCUUUAUUAACAAUUCUACAGCCACGUGGCUCUGCGAGGCAAUGCUAAGGCACAGCAGUGAUUUGAGCUAAAUGUUAACAUCAGCUUGCUACUGACCAUGGUAAAAUGUUUAUGUGUGUAGAAUGUUUACCAUCUUAGUUUUACUGUGUUAGCAUGCCAACAUUUGCUAAUUUGCACCAAUCACAAAGUGCAGUUAGGGCUGAACAUGAGCAGUUUUGCAGGUAUUUGGUAAGAAACUAAAGUAUUGGGCAUGAUGAAAUCGAAAUCAGCGUUUGAGGUGGAAAUAUAUAUGAAUUGUUCUGCUCAUCACUAGCCGUUUGUGGUUUUACCAAUGCUCUUUGCUGCUGGUGGCACUAACGUUAGCUCGUUGCUCCAGGCCUGCAUUUAGUAAUGUAGGAAUUCAGUCGUAAUUAUAUUGUGCCAUCUUCUGACUGUGCUUGUCCUCUUUUUGUUUUGCCCUUUAGGAGCUAGGCCAACACAACUGUUAUGUAACAAUACUUAGACUGAUAAAAGCAGGCAGGCGAGAGCAAGAACAAAUGAGCUUCACGUAGUGCCCCUGAGUAGCCUAUGUAGUCCCCCCAGUGCCCCCUGGGCAAUCCAGUUUGUUUAGGGCCUUUAUGAAUCACCCGAAGAUAAUGAUAUGGAGAGAGGAGAGAAGAGAAAAAAUCAAGGUACACCAAAGAGCAAAAUGUAGAAGUGCCAAUGUUGUAUUGAAAUGUGUUCCCCUGUUAAAUUUCAUGCCCUUCCUGUUAAUGCAUAAUGCCCCUCUUGGUGGUUAGGGAUAGGGUUCAAGGGUUUGGGUAAGGUUUAGGUAGGGGGAAACACAUAUCCAUGAGGAAACAGACUUCAAUACAACAUCGGUAUUGUGAAGUAGUGAGUACCAGGUCCACUUUGGUGGAAACUGACUGUGAAUGUCUUUAAUGUCAGUCCUUGUAGUCGCUGUUCAUAUAUUGUAGUCUGACCCAACAGACUAAACAGCACUGUCAUCCAGACAGCCAUGUUGCUAGCAUUCCAAAAAGAUCAGAUAUCACUAUAAUUCAAUCAGAGAGAAACAUGACUCCAAAUGAAUGCUAACAUCACUCUGUGUCUCUGUGUGUAUAGUGAAUCAUUUACCACCACAUUCUUCAUAAUGACAUUUAACAGUGGGAAUAUGUCCAUGUUGUUUCACUGCAAUCAUUCAAUACUGCUUUAGAUACAUACACUU